Molecule: messenger RNA, 832 nt
Organism: Guyanagaster necrorhizus
Lineage: Eukaryota; Fungi; Basidiomycota; Agaricomycetes; Agaricales; Physalacriaceae
Product: 20S proteasome subunit
Exons: 3
Coding region: 30-614 (194 amino acids)
Biological process (GO): proteasomal protein catabolic process
Cellular component (GO): proteasome core complex
Source: RefSeq, a predicted model, not a curated record
CUUCCAACUUACCACCAACUGCUCUUGCCAUGGAGAACUUAUUCGCUAUCACUGGGAAAGGAUAUGUUAUCGUUGCCGCAGACACGACAUCUGCACGCUCCAUCGUCAAAAUGAAGGUUGACGAAGACAAAAUCAAAGUCCUCAGUCCUCAUUUACUCAUGGCGUAUUCUGGUGAACCAGGUGACACCAUUCAAUUCUCUGAAUAUGUCGAGCGCAACAUUCGUCUUUUCCAAAUACGCAAUACGUACCCUCUAGGCCCCUCAGCGGCCGCGUCAUGGAUCCGGAGAUCUCUAGCAGAGUCUCUACGCUCGCGAAAACCUUAUGCCGUCAACCUGCUACUUGGAGGUUAUGAUACAAACAAGCAUGAACCUCAUCUGUUUUGGGUGGAUUAUCUUGGAACAAUGACGGAGGUGCCGUUUGCCGCGCAUGGCUACGGAAGCUAUUUUGUUUUGAGUUUACUGGAUCGGUACCAUAAUCCUGAAGCGUCGCUGGAAGAAGGUCUCGCAACCCUCAAACGAUGCAUCGCCGAAGUGACGAAACGUGUAGUUGUCAGUCCUGGGCAAUACAAAGUCAAAGUCGUAGACAAGGACGGCGCGAGAGAGAUAGAAAUUUGAAUAAGAGACCGUUGCUGUUACGGGGCGGACAGGCUGUUACUGCUGUAAGAGUGUAUUAAUCACGCAAUGGGACUGCAUCCUUCUUACUGAAUGCUCACAUGGCCUCAUUUUCCGCCAGAACAUGUUGUUAGUGACAAGCGCCGAUUUUCGUACAUACUUAAAUGUUCCACAGGUACGGCGAUGGAAAACAUGUUUCUGUUCGCAUGUUUUCCUCUUAG